AUGUCAGUUUACCAAAAUAAUUCAGAAAAAGAUAAGACCAAUAGUAACAUUAAUUCAUUAGAUCCACAUCAUUCCAUUUAUGAUUUAUUAGAAAGAAGUCAUAAUAUUUUACCAUUACCAUCUGAAAGAUUACAAGAAGAAAUUAAAAAUGAACAUUUAAAGAAUGAAUCAGAUAUUUUUUCAGGUGAAACAUCUUCCAAAGUAAUUACUGAAAGACCCCUAACACUUGAAGAGGCAACACAGGACGAUCAUCAACAAGAUAAACAAGAACUCCCAGAAUCAUGGUUUGCUAUUCAAAAGAACGAUAUAACAAAUUCGUGCCACGUGGAAAGAUGCACGUCACAAACAAAUACAGUUGGUAUAUUAUCUUCUAGUGAUACAUCAGAAGAAGAAUUAGAUCCUCAAAAUUCACCUUCUCCAAAUAAAUUAUCUGUAUUAAAGAAUGAUAAUGAUAGAAAUUGUUCUACUAAAAAAACUGCACUACUUAAUUGUAUUAGUAGUAACAGAUUAAAUGUCAAUCAAUUGGAUCCUUCUCAAAACAAUCCAUUUGAUUUUAAUCAAGGACCAGCAAAAUCGAGAUUACCAUCUAUUGGAUUUAAUCAAUUUAACGAAGAGGAUAGUGUGACGCUAACGAAAAGCAUUUCUUCUUCGUCUGGUUCCUUUGUUAUGCCUAAACUUUCAAUUUCUAGAAAAGGUGAAUGUUCUAAAAAUGAUGAUAGGAAAAAUUUUAAAAUCUUAAUUCUGGGAAGAAUUGGUUUACAAUUCUAUAAAUCGGUGCCAACAAGUCAUGAUCAUUUCUUUUUCUUACCAAGAACAUAUGAUAGCAAUGAAUACGUCGAGUAUAACGGAAUAAUAAUAGUAAUUGAGGAAGUAAGUGAAUUGAUGAGUAUUUUGAACAAAGUGUCACAAAAAGUUAAAAAUAAUAUUCCAAUUGCUGCUAUUACUUUAGAUAGUGACAAUCUUCUACAAAUCAAAAAUGUAUUAAACUCCUACCUGAGAAGAGGCCUUAUUAAUGUUAUGUAUCCACCUAUCGUGCUCUCAAAUGACAAAGAGGUUAAGAAAUUAUUUUCAUUUUUAUCUAGCCUUGAAGAAAAAUUCAUCAAACAGCAAGGUACCACAAUAAGAGAAAAAAGAGUGUCGAGUUCUGUAUACGUUUAUACCUCCCACUCUUCUUCUGAUUAUUCAGAUUCUUCAGAAUCAAGAGGAUCCAUUAGUAAUAAAAGACUAAAAAGACUACAGUAUCAAAAUGGCAAUAAAAUAAAUGAAUAUAUUUUGUCACAUCAAGAAAAGAAAGAUAGAACAAAGAGGAAACAAAACAAGAGUUCAAAACAUAGAUAUAAAUCAGUGACAGAAAAUAAAUGGUUUAUAUGGGGUGUGUCUUUAUCAGUGGGAGUUGGUGUUGGAUAUUGUCUGUCAUAUUUUAAUGUUGUAGGCUGGAUAGUAUGUUCCACAAGUACUUUCUUACAUCCAAACAACAAAGAUAUCAAAACCAUCACAGAUGUUACCUCACAUUCAACGUCAUCAGUUUUGAAUAAGUUGUUAAAAUUUAUGGACAGAGAAAUGGAUCCAGACAGCCAUGGAAUUUUUACCAAAUCAUUUAACGCUGUAAGGAAUUGCGUGAAGAAUGUUGGCUUUCUUUUGAAGAAAAAUUUCAAUAAAGGUUUAGCAUUUUGUGAAGAAAUGCAUAAUAUAGCCUCAAAAGAAAGAAAAUUAUCUGUUGGAUACAACCAGGAUAAUAACCAAAGUAAAUUAUUUGCAUUAGGAUACAUCCUUUUAUAA
Molecule: messenger RNA, 1779 nt
Organism: Maudiozyma saulgeensis
Lineage: Eukaryota; Fungi; Ascomycota; Saccharomycetes; Saccharomycetales; Saccharomycetaceae
Source: the annotation of a GenBank genome assembly